Leishmania braziliensis MHOM/BR/75/M2904 is the source of this 1329-nucleotide messenger RNA. RefSeq lists its product as hypothetical. Gene Ontology annotation, molecular function: protein binding. The transcript has a single exon. The record is from RefSeq and is a predicted model, not a curated record. Bases 1 to 1329 code for a protein of 442 amino acids. Lineage: Eukaryota; Euglenozoa; Kinetoplastea; Trypanosomatida; Trypanosomatidae.
AUGGCGGGCGUGGGCAGGCAUGGAGUUCCCUCGUGGACUUACAAGCCGGACUACUACGCUAUGUCGCUGACUGGAACCGGGAUGGAAGUCCUCACAGAUAGUGUCAAAGGCAAAGGGCUGUAUGCCACACGCGACUUCUCCGCACACAACACUGUUCACGAAGAGACAGCGCUCUGCUGCUCGCAAAACAUGGACGAUCUUAAGAAAGGGGUGCCGGUGUGCACAUUUUGUUUACGGUCGCUGGAGACGCCGCGAACGCAAUUGGCGCGCAGCUCUCGACGCAAAAAGGCAGUACUGGCCCUGCCCUACCCAGAGCUGCAAAUGCCGCUGGACCCUGUGCCCUGCUUGUGGAAGGAGCAGGGCUGCCGAGAUCAGUUUUGCUCUGCCCGUUGCCGUGAAUCCGCUCUGAAGAAGUUCCACUGGGUGUGCUGUGCCGCCCACAUGAAGGCGUCCCAACGCCGAGCCUACGCCAAGUUCAUGCGCUAUGACUGGGUGCAAGGUGGGGUGGACUACAGCGAUACCGCAAUCCUGGGACUGCGCAUCGUCGCGCAGACACUGUGCGCGCAUCGGCUACACCGAGCCUCACUGGAGUGCGCCUUUGAGCCGUACGCACAGCUCAUCUGCUCCCCCAUCACCUCCUUCUUCUUCACGUACUUACUGAUGGAUGACAUUCCAACAGGGGAAUCAAGCAGUGCCGCCGUUGCAGCGCACGCAGCCACCUUUGCGACUCGCAAGCACGACCCGAUGUUGGUUCCUGGAGUGAGGGCUGCAUACGCGCGGGAGUUGCGGGAUAAGGCCACCUUCUGCGCCGAAAGCCUCGAGCUUCUACAGAACGUGUUUGACAUGGACCCCGAGGAGCGUGCCUUUGUUCACGCGCAACGGUGGUCGGAGCUCAUGGGGGCGGUGCUGCUCAAUGGGCAGGAGCGGUCGCCGCCAUCUCCUUAUGAGAUGCACCGGGAACUCGUCAGCUGCCUGCCAGAUGGUGAAAGAGCUAUGAGCGCGUUUGAGCAGACAGUUUUCCAGACUCGCAUCGCAACGGAUGUGAGCGACCUGUUGCGCAGCUGUCGUGGACAGGGCAUCUACGAAGUGGGGUGCCUCUUCAAUCACUCGUGUGAUCCAAACCUCAGCGUACAGUACUCCUCCCUGAACGAUGAAACCCUGACUGUCGUGGCGCUGCGGGAUGUCAAGGCGGGCGAGGAGCUCACUAUCAGCUACAUCGACUCAAGUUUGCCGUUCGCGGUGCGGCAACAGCAACUGUUGGAUCACUACCUAUUUGAGUGUAGGUGCCCUCGUUGUGUCGCUGAGGGCACGACUGAUGCGAAUAUGUGA